AUGAUUGUUCGAAUUCGAGAAUGGCUAUUCUUCACAAUGGCUCUUUGUGACGCAGCGGAACCAUGGCAAUUAGGAUUUCAAGACGCAGCAACGCCUAUGAUGCAAGGAAUAAUCGACUUACAUCAUGAUAUCUUUUUCUUCCUCAUUCUUAUUUUGGUUUUCGUAUCAUGGAUCUUGGUUCGCGCUUUAUGGCAUUUCCACUAUAAAAAAAAUCCAAUCCCGCAAAGGAUUGUUCAUGGAACUACUAUCGAGAUUAUUCGGGCCAUCUUUCCCAGUAUCAUUCUGAUUACACAACUAAUAUUCUUGCUUUCGGUAGGGGUGGACCCCAUCCUUGUUGCCCCUUGCAGUGGAUCCACUGAGGGGGAUCCGGGUCCUUCCGGGCCUUAUCUACCCGGACAGAUAGGUGCCCAAGCUAGUGGGGCUUCCACUACGGAAGAAGAUCUCUUGGAGCAGUUUCUCAUCCAGGAAGAGGAACUUGCAGAGGGUAGGGUCGGAGGUAUGCCCGACCUACCUAUCUUCAACGUGCAUAACAUUAUGCACGAAAGCUUCUUCUCGCGGGGAACCGCAGGGGGGGAAGAAGCCCAACCCCUUGUGAUCAACUCGUCAACAACCCCAAGCGUAAGUGAACUAUUGGAGAUGGCGGAGGCUCCUACGCGCGAACCCCAAGAAACGCCGCCAUCUCCAAUAGUUCACUGCCUUAACAAGAAGGCAAGAGCACUCCUCGAGACAAAGGAAAAGGUGCUGCGUGAAAUGGACGCGCUGGAUCCAAAAGGCCGUUGGCUGGAUAAAGGGGCCCCCUUCGUCCGCACCAUAAGAACGGGCAAGGACUUCUCAACAAAAAGAGGACUGGAGAUUGUCCUCCAAGACCUUAAGACUCUUGGAAAAGGGAGUCGGUACUUUACUACCUUUUACCAUAGGAAGGGGGAUGCGGCAUGUAGUAGUCACGCGUUUUAG
Molecule: messenger RNA, 954 nt
Organism: Beta vulgaris subsp. vulgaris (sugar beet)
Lineage: Eukaryota; Viridiplantae; Streptophyta; Magnoliopsida; Caryophyllales; Amaranthaceae
Source: the annotation of a RefSeq genome assembly